CCUCCCAUCGCCAUGGCCCAACUCACCUCCUCCGCCGCCACCCUCGGCUCCCGCCUCUUCAUGAACGUCGCCUACGCCAUCGACUACCUCAAAGAAAAAGACCGCCCCCUCACCUUCGACUCCAUCGUCGCCUACCUCUCCCUCGACCACUCUGACGACCUCCGCCAACUCCGCGGUGCCCUCCGCCGCGCCCUCCUUGAGGACCCCCGCGUCCUCUACUCCCGCGACGGCCUCGCCGGCAAGGGUUCCUUUGAGUUCCGCUCCAAAUACGGCGUCCGCUCCCAGGAGCAGCUGCUCGCCCUCCUCCAGAAACAGUCCACCGCCGUUGGCAUCUUGGUCAAAGAUCUGAAAGACGGGUGGCCGGGCGCGCCGGCGGCGAUCGAGUCGCUGGCAGCCCAGGGUGCGGUGCUAGUCGUGCGCAACAAGAAAGACAACGCGCCGAAGAAGGUGUGGUUGGACGACGCGAGCCUGCGGCAUCCGGUGGACGAGGCGUUUCGGGGGAUGUGGGACGCGGUGAAGUUGCCGGCGAACGGGGAGGAGGUGCGGGAGAAGUUGGAAGCGGCAGGGUUGAAGCCGACGACGGCGAAGAAGGUGGUGCAGGUGGUGGCGCCGCGGGAGAGGAAGAGGAAGGCGGCGAGGGGGGGGCGGCAGACGAAUACGCAUAUGAUAGGGAUUCUGAGGGAUUAUUCGCAUAAGCGAAAGUGAGGGGAUGGCCGAUCGAAGUUGGAAAUGGAGUUGCAUACGAUGGCGUUACUGGUUUGGGUUCUGGGAUUUCAGUGGCAUACCCGAACAUGGCUAAACAAUGGCGCAACAGGUACAAGUCAUAUCCGGCCCUCAAAGCCACCGAUCAGAUCAAAUUCUGAUUCUCAAAACAAUGAAUCUCGCAAUCCCCAAUCUUC
Molecule: messenger RNA, 899 nt
Organism: Eremomyces bilateralis CBS 781.70
Lineage: Eukaryota; Fungi; Ascomycota; Dothideomycetes; Eremomycetales; Eremomycetaceae
Exons: 1
Coding region: 13-705 (230 amino acids)
Biological process (GO): transcription initiation at RNA polymerase II promoter
Cellular component (GO): transcription factor TFIIE complex
Source: RefSeq, a predicted model, not a curated record